This is a messenger RNA of Lytechinus variegatus (green sea urchin), 2418 nucleotides long. RefSeq names its product protein NLRC5-like. Lineage: Eukaryota; Metazoa; Echinodermata; Echinoidea; Temnopleuroida; Toxopneustidae. The record is from RefSeq and is a predicted model, not a curated record. The coding region runs from base 1 to 2418 and encodes 805 amino acids. The transcript has 4 exons.
AUGGCGAUUAAUGGCGGAACUACCGAUGAUAUUCUCUCCCAGUUGGCUGAAGAGAUCGAGACUGGUGAACAAAUGGAGACCUUAGGGAGAUCACUCGGAUUCAAACCUGCAGCUAUCAAAAGAUACACAGAGUCAAGCAGAUUAGAAGGACGGGUCACGUGUAAGGGAACACGUGACAUGCUGUUUGACUGGAGGCAGGGAGUGGAGCCAUCCAAUCAGCUUCCAACACUGAAACAAGCUCUCAUUGACGCUAAUCUGAUCAUGCUUGCUGAAACUCAUCUCAAGGGGACUUUAAGUACUCCAGAUGUAAUUUCCGGCAAGAAGAUCUCGGAAUCAUUGACUGUGGGACAAUGUCGUCAGAAAUUGAGAAACAAGUACCUAAAUAAAAUGUGCAAAAUUCAACUGAAGCCCUGGGAUAAAUCAGAUUACGCUGAGCUCAAAGAUUUGCAUACGGUUGUAACAAUGAUGAGGAAAGACUCGAGUGGAAGAGAUACCAAAAAGAAAGAAGAACUGGAGGGCUCUGUUGAUAACAUAUUUUCGACGAAAGUAAGCGGGAGACUGCCAUCUCGAAUUCUCAUUUCAGCCCCAGCUGGAGUUGGGAAGACAACAGCUGUUGCAAAAAUAGCUUAUGACUGGGCUCAAGAGGAAAAGGGAUCGGCAUUGCAACACUUACCACUUCUUUUUGUUGUUAAAUUUCGUAACACAAGCCACAGGACAUCGAUUGGCGACGCAAUCAAAUCUCAACUCUUAAGCGACGUCCACGAUCUCACAUCGGACGGUAUUGAGAGUUUCAUUCGUGAAAAUCAAGGGAUCUGUCACAUCAUACUUGACGGACUGGAUGAAUAUGCAGGCAUUUCUUCACGGAACAAUAUUGUCAGCGUCAUUCGAUGUGACGAGUUUCCCCAAUGCCGCGUGCUUGUAACAACACGCCCUCAUCUAGAGAACUACUUCAAUCAAGAUGACAUUGCAAGGGUAUACACAAAAAUGUGGAUCGAAGGAUUUUCACCGAAAAAUUCAGAAGAGUACAUUGAAAGGUUCUUUACACUCAAUCAUGAUGGCGAAAAGGGGCAACUGUUACAAGAAUCGCUGAAGGGAUACCUAAGAGAACAAAUACUUAUCUAUGAACUCAUUAAAACACCUCUCUUUUGUCUAAUGAUCUGUCAUCUGUGGAAUGAGGACCAACUGGGUAGUAACAUCAGUACCCAAACGGAGUUGUUUGACAGUGUAAAUAUAUUUUUGAUGCACCAUGCGAAUGCUCGUUCAGGGUCAACUACGUCAAGGGUCCCAUUUACUCUCGAAAUCCUAAGUACGAUAGUUAACGAGUUAGGCAGAGUUGCGCUCUACGGUUUACUGGAUGAUGCCAAGAAACUAAUCUUUACGCUCCAAGAUUUCCAAACAGCUCCUGCUAUCCUUGAUACCGCAUGCGAUCUCGGAAUAGUAUCUAAGACGACUCUCCCAAUUGCAAACCUUCCUCAGUCCGACGAGACGACCUCAACUCUCAUUGAAUUUUAUCACAAAUUAGCACAAGAACAUUCGGCGGGUAAAUUCCUCGCCAAUGAAACAUGGCGCAUACUGUUGUGGUUAAGAGUAUCUAAGUUGGACCGAAUAUUGUGGCAAAUUAAUUUAAACAUCGGAGACUAUGAACAACUCAUCCGGUUUGCUGCUGGCACAGACAGGAAUCUAGGAAUACGAAUAAUGGAGGCUCUCCUUGCAAACGAGCAUUUAGAAGAGAGUGAGCGAUAUCGCAUUCUACUUGACUGUUCAUCAGAGUCCAAGGAUAGAGGAGGAGACAUGUCUUCGUUGGUUCAAAGAUGCAUCACUGCACAGAGUAUGAUUUUAAAGGCACCAACUAUUUACACUGUCGUUGGACUUCAAAAUCUCCCCAAGCAACUGCAACUUAAGGUAAGAAUAUUGAUGUUCAAGGAUUCGAUACUUACGGCUGACGUGACAAGAAGAUUGGUGUGGUCCUGUCUCAGAUCCUUCACCUCACUGCACCAUCUCACCAUCUCAGACGCAUCAUUGAGUUUCCCUUCAUCUCUUCCUGAACUACCAUCCGUCACAAACCUAUCAGCCAAGAAUGUGACAUCACAAAACUAUAAAGGUCUGAUCUCAUCGCUCCCUGGUUUGGUAGAUAUCGAUAUCAAUAUCGAUGACGCAGAGGGAGACAUUGCCCAUAUCAACGCUGGUCUUCGUCGGACAGGGGGACAGAAACUCAGACGCAUCUUUCUUCAUAGUCCAUCAUCGGUUAAGAGUUGUGUUUCAAGAGAGACAAUGAGAGGACUGGGUAUGCUGAUUAAGGAACAUACAAAGAACCUACAUGAGCUCUGUCUGGCAGGGGUGAAGAGCACAGAUGAGGAUGAUUUGGUUUACCUCAUUGACUGCUGCAGACACGUGGAGACGAUGAAAUACGUUAGGUAG